Gongylonema pulchrum is the source of this 420-nucleotide messenger RNA. The record is from the annotation of a GenBank genome assembly. Lineage: Eukaryota; Metazoa; Nematoda; Chromadorea; Rhabditida; Gongylonematidae.
AUGCAUCUGAAGAAGGUGAGCUCAUCGCUGAAACGUAAGCUGGCGAAACAAAGUGAGAAAGCCCGUCGAAAAAGGCCUCCGCCAAAGAUACGCAAAGCAUCGGGAAGCAGCGAGAAAAUUGACGAUGAAACUUUGCCGAAAAAGUAUCAAGAGUUGUCGAGCAGCGAUGAAUCUUCAUGGUCUGACUGCGAUCCGUCGUCAUCGUCAUCUCAGAAUCCGCGUUCCUCGACUCCAUUCGCAUUUCGUUCCGAUCGAUACACAUCGGAUGUUAGCGAAUCAGAUUCCGAUCCCGAUCCAGAAUUCGAAGCUCACAAACAGCUCCUAAGACGGCAACGGUGGGAAGAAUUGCGACCGAAAUUUGAGAUGCAGCAGAAAUGGGAUGAUGAUCGCGAGCGUAAUUUUGUUUUUUCGCUGCUUUAA